This is a messenger RNA of Nicotiana attenuata, 3135 nucleotides long. RefSeq lists its product as uncharacterized. The coding region runs from base 336 to 2708 and encodes 790 amino acids. The transcript is spliced from 13 exons. Lineage: Eukaryota; Viridiplantae; Streptophyta; Magnoliopsida; Solanales; Solanaceae. Gene Ontology annotation, biological process: regulation of growth. The record is from RefSeq and is a predicted model, not a curated record.
AAAUCAAGUUACAAAAAAAAAAAAAAAAAAAAAAGAAGAGCCGUUCUCCCUCUAUUUUCUUCCUCUCCGAUCCAAUUUAUGGAUUCCUUAUAAUCGAAUUUAGGAUUCAUUUUCCUCCUCAAUCGUUCAAAAUUUUCCAAUUUUCUCCCAUUAAAUACUUGUGAACGGCAAUUCAAUUCUAUAUUUAUUUCCAUUCGGGCACCAACUGAUUUACAGAUUCACUUACAUUGCUAAUUGAUCUGUGUUUUAGAGGGCAGCCUGAUAAUUAUUUUAGGGUUUUCGACAAUGAUUUAAGUGAUUUUUUUCUAGUUUUAUUGAUUGAGAUUUUGGAUUUAAUGGCGUCGGCUCAGGUGCUGCGUAAGCAAGAGCAUUUGCAAGCUGGGAAAAAGAAGCUAGAGGAGUUUCGUAAACAGAGAGCAGCACAGAGGGCUAAAAAGUCUACUUCCAACAAUCAACCUCACAAUUCGGAUGGAGGCUUUGAGAAUCAACCUUUGGAAAAUGAACACACAAGAAUCACUGACUCUCGUGGGGCUGGUACAUCUGAUGCAGUUGGUAGAGCAUUUUUAGAGUUAUCUCGAUCAGAUGUUAAGCAUGAUUUCAUGAAUCCUGAUCUUGCCCAGAACAGUAGUUUAGCUUCUUCCUAUAAUGCUAAUGCUAGUUCAACUCAUACUUUAUACAACAAUGAUAAUGAUGUUAGUGCUUCUUCUACUGUUAGUGGAAACAAUAAUGGUUUUGAUUCUUCCAUCUCAGUGUCAUCUCAUUCGGGAGAUAAAGUGUUUAAGGGUGAUGAAAGCCCAAAGUUGUCUAAACAAUUCAGCAAUAGUUAUGAUUCCUCUGAGAAAACGGAGAACUAUGGAGCCUUAGGAUCUGUUGGAUCUGGAUUUAAUGCUAGUCAUUCUACAGCUAAUUUUCUUUCAUCAGCCCCCAGUUACAAUAAAAUUUCCAGUCAGUUUACUCAUGAUGGUCUGAGUAAAAGCAUAUCAGAGGAUAACAACAGAAAGGAUCUUUCUGUAAUAGAUAGUGGUACUUCUCAUUCUGCACCUUCUAAUGUUUCACCUGAAAAUUCCCUUGGUCCUCAACUGCAAGAAAAACCAGGUUAUAUGGAUCCUUGGGCUAGUGGGUUGACUUCCUCAUCAUAUGAAGAUUAUAAGCGCCCUGCAACCAGCAGUACAAAUUCUUCUUUGGAAGUUGGGCAAAAAGAAAGUGCCGUGGAAGCUAAUAGUUCUAUGGUUUCUGAUAUUGGGCAUGGCCAGUUUAGCAGCUCUGGUUUUUACAUGACCAACAAUUCAUCUUCUUGGGCAUCUGAUUCUAGAUACGAUGGCAUCAGUUCAGAAUCAAGAAGUUCUUCUAGUUAUUCACAAAUGUCUCCUCCCAUUGUUGGGAGGAGAUCUCGUCCAUCUUUCCUUGAUUCCAUCAGCAUUUCAAAAGUUCCUGCUAUAUCCCCUUCUCCAACUGAAUCAGUUUCUGCAGACAGAUUUGACCCGGAGGUUCAUCCCACGGACACUUUGGAAUCGUCCAACUCCAUGAACGUGAUGAACUCUUCAACUUUUUCUGCUAAGGGGUCUGAUAAGUUGAAUCAUCAUACUGAGAAAGACACGGGCAACAUGGACAACCAUUAUCAGUUUUAUGCAAAAAAACAGAAUGAAGAUUUUGCUGCUUUAGAACAGCAUAUUGAAGACUUAACGCAAGAGAAGUUCUCUUCGCAACGUGCUCUUGAGGCUUCGCGAGCUCUAGCAGAGUCUCUAGCUGCUGAAAAUUCAGCCCUGACAGAGAGUUAUAACCAACAGGGCAGUUUUGUAAGCCAAUUAAAGGCCGACAUAGAAAACUUGCAGGCAGAAAUUAAAGCACAACUGGUUGAGCUUGAAGCUUUGAAAAUGGAAUAUGCAAACGUACAAUUGGAAUGUAAUGCUGCAGAUGAACGUGCCAAGCUAUUGGCUUCUGAAGUGAUUGGAUUGGAAGAGAAGGCACUUCGUCUGAGAUCUAAUGAGCUUAAACUUGAGAGCGAAUUGGAGAAAUCACAAGCUGAAAUAUCUUCUUUCAGAAAGAAAAUGGCUAGCCUUGAAAAGGACCGUCAGGAUCUGUUGUCGACGAUUGAUGCUCUAAAAGACGAAAAGAAGCUGUUGCAGGCGAAACUACGAAAAGCUUCUGGUAGUGGCAAGUCACUUGAUGUUAGCAGGAGUAUGCCUAGUAAAAAAGAUGUAUCAACUUCAACAGAGGAUCUCCGUGAAGAUAAAGUCGUAAAUACUACCAUGGAUGACCCUAACUUAGAAGCCCACAGUACUGAGGGCCCAACCUUUUCAUAUCUGCCUGAGAAUGAUCAGCUCAGUCUUGAAAGUUUAUCAACGGCAAUUCCUCCAGAUCAGAUAAGGAUGAUCCAAAACAUCAAUACAUUGGUUUCUGAGUUAGCCUUGGAGAAAGAAGAGUUGAUGAAAGCCUUGUCACUGGAAUCAUCUCAAUGCUCUAAAUUGCAGGAGUUAAACAAGGACUUGACCCGAAAGCUUGAAACUCAAACACAAAGAUUAGAGCUUUUGACCGCUCAAAGCAUGGCAACUGGGAACAACCAAGCAAGGCAACCAGAUGCUCUAUCCAUCCACGACACCACCAUGUAUUCUGAUGAAGGUGAUGAGAUGGUGGAACGAGUCUUGGGAUGGAUCAUAAAGCUAUUUCCUGGAGGACCAUCAAGGCGGAGAACCAGCAAGCUUAUUUAGUUUCCAUGAUGGAGUUCGACGAGUGUUAUCCAUCAAAAGUUCAUCUUUUCUCCUCUGCGCCUUGUAUUUUUUUGUGGCCUGAUGGAGAUGGUUUAUGUGUACUAUUAAUGGUUCAUAGUCCCAUUUUUUCCCCAGAAGAAGCAAAUUGCUUCUAGGAGGCAUUUUAGAAGAUGUGAUAUUGAUAAUUUUACAGAUUUGGCAACAGAGCAGAACCUUUGUUCCAUUGUUUACACCUACCGAACAUCGAAUCGGAGACUGGAGAUGAGAAAUUGCUACAGAAAAAGUUAGAGAAUGAUGAAAAACUACUAUGAAGAAACUCAAGAUGAAGUUUGUUAAUAUUAUAUUUAGGUGAUGGUUUUACUUGUGAAUUAAUAGGGAAAAGGAGGAAAAGGAUCAAAAUGAUUCUUCCUUCUUUUUUUUUUUUUUU